ACAUUUCAUAACACGGAAGCCGAAUGUGUUUAUUUUCAAUUUUUGUGAUAUGUUGUCAGGCAAGCGAUGAUAAUAUUGUAAUGUGAGUUAUGCGGUUUUAGACACCAAAUAACAAUCCAUAACAACUUGUGCAGUUUCAAUAAUACGAAUUGUGAACUUUGAACUUUGACUAUCAUCACCAUGGCAGAACUAAAAGCGUGUAAAGUGUGUAACGUUAACCGACACAGGUAUCACGGCCUGGCUGUAACCUCUCUGAAUCAGCUCAAAAUAAAAGGUGGUGAGACUUUAGGGUUUCAUCCCAGUGCAUCUGUCUCAGUGGUUCUAGAAGAUGAUGGGACCAUUGUAGAAGACGAGGCUUACUUUUUGUGUCUGCCAGCAAAUACAAAAUUCAUGCUGCUGCAUGCCAAUGAAAUAUGGAAGCAUUCUCAUCAAGUUGAUGGAGGGACAGCUCAGUCUUGGAGUAAGUCCACUGAUGUGGAAGUAGAUGGGAAAGACGAAGUUGAUGGGUUUGAAUCUUGGCGCAAUUUGGCAGAGCAGCUAAGGCAGGACCUGGCCAGUAUUAUCCUCAUGUCUGAGGCCGAUCUACAGAUUCUGAUUGAUGUGCCAUGCUCCGAUCUGGCUGCAGCGAUGGACUUCUCACAGCAGAAAACCCGGGUCCUACAGGACACUCUGCAGAGAAUGCUGGACCGCAGGGAAGAAGAGAGACAGUCCAAAGACUUACUGAAGCUCUAUUUGAAAGCCAUGGAACAAGAAGGCACCUGGGACCCACAAGAACAAAGCGCUAGACUAGAUGAGACAGAUGGGGUGCAGGUGGAGGCCGCAGCAGGGUUCAGCCCCACAACUCUAAUGGUCCUGAAGGACAAAAAAUACCCAGAGACAAGACUGUCCAAUGAAGAGCUACAGCUGGUGGCGGGGCAUGGAGCGGAGGUCAUGAUGGAGGUGUUGGGCUGGAACAGUGAAAGGACAUCAGCACUGGUCCAGGCAUGUGAAAGUGAGCUCCGUAAACGCCUACAGCGAGUUCAAGCCCUGCAGUCCCUCAGUGCUUUAAAUCAGUCCACUUCACAAGCACACACUGAGAGAGACACCCGAGCCAAGCGCCGCAAAACACACACACACUGACAGACCUUUUCUCUUUGUUUUUGUACCGCUUCAUUACAAUUCAUUUAGACUGCGUUGUUUGGUGUUUAUUUUGAUAAUAGUAUUUGUGUAUAUAAAUGCCAAAGCAUAAUAAAAAUCAUAUUUUAAGCAAGGAAAACAUACAGGCUAGUGCUAAUUUUGAUGAAUAAAAUUCCAUGUUUCUUCUCUGUUGUCUACAAUUCGAUCGGUGAAAAUUCAAUACUACGCUCUUAAAUAUAAAUCCUCUUUAUUAGUAUCAGUGGUUCCACAAAGAACCUUUAGUAACCUUUUCAUUCCACAAAAAGGUUCUUUAGAUUAAUAAAAUGUUUUUCACACUAAGAAAAAAAUGCUUCUUUUAAGAACUGUUUACUGAAAGGGCCUUUGAGGACCCAAACAUGGUUCUUCUAUGGCAUUGCUGUACAAAAAAAAACCUUUUGGAAGCUCUAUUUUUAAGAGUAUAUGUAAUUUUCAAGUUGAAAGAAAAGGAAAAUGGAAACAUUUCAGAGAAAAAUGUAUGUUUCAAAAGGGAGGUAAAUUGAUUGUACCAAAUACCUGUAAUAUAUCCUGACAGAUAGGACAUUUUAAUAACUAUUACACGCAUUUAAUUCUGCUUUAUGAUAUUUAUAUAGCAAUGCGUUAACGUAUUAUUGCAAGGUUCACUAAACGUGUCAAAUUGGAAAUGUUAGCUAUUUAGCCUGUGGGGUGCUUUUUUCAUUUUUUGAAAUGCUAAAUGAUAUCAAAUAUUGUUGUACUAAUAAAAGAUUUUGACAUUUAA
Molecule: messenger RNA, 1891 nt
Organism: Puntigrus tetrazona (Sumatra barb)
Lineage: Eukaryota; Metazoa; Chordata; Actinopteri; Cypriniformes; Cyprinidae
Product: DNA fragmentation factor subunit alpha-like
Exons: 6
Coding region: 181-1119 (312 amino acids)
Biological process (GO): regulation of apoptotic process; apoptotic process
Source: RefSeq, a predicted model, not a curated record